AUGCAGAUAAAAGCUCCUCCAAACUUCAUACCAGAUGAUUCCCGAGCCAGGCAAAUUCAUGCUCCGCCUGUGCAUUCUCGGUACAGAAAGUUAGACCUGUACCGAACUGUUCAUCAAUUUUAUUACAUCGACAACCACGCCAUUCAGGUAGCUCAGACCGACCAUGACAAUUUCACUGACCUGAUCUACCACCUGGUGUACAGCCAGAACUUGCAGUCUGACUUGGAUAAGUGCAGGGUUAUCUUCCGAUGGAUGACUUCCAAGAAUAUGUACACAAUCAGCUUUCGGGAUGGAGCCAACCCCAACAGUCCAGAAGAAGUGUUGCUUUCUUUCAAGAACAAACAGGGCACAUAUGCUCGUAUUUUUGAAACGUUAUGUCGUUUUGCUGGAGUUCACUCAAUUGUCCUGACCGGCUAUGCCAAAGGCUUGGACUACCGCCCUGGUGACAAGUUCAAGGGCAAUGAGUACAACCACAGCUGGAAUGCUGUUCUCAUUGACAACAACUGGUACCUAGUAGACUCUCACUGGGCUACCAGGUAUCUCGUCUCAGAGAAGAACAUGCCAGAAAAUCUGGUCUACGAAUAUGAUGACUUCUACUUCCUCACGGACCCUGAGCAACUGGUCUACAGCCACUGGGCACACAAGAAGGAGUGGCAGCUGCUGUAUACCCCAGUCACCCUGCAGGACUUUGAGAAUCUGCCAUUAGUCAAGUCGUAUUUCUUCAAAUGUGGCAUGUUUUUCAUCUCCCAUCACAACGGUAUCGUUGAUGCCAAGAAGGGACGCUUGGCUCUCACAUUAGGAUUUUGCAAGCCGACCAACUUUACAUACAAGAUUACAUUUUCUGACACUGGAGAAGAAGUCUACCAAGGCCAGAAACUGAAGAAUUAUGCUCUGCAGCAUCAAGGACAAAACCAGACAACAACCUUUAUCUUCCGUGCGCCCCGUGCCGGCCCAUACUACUUCACCAUCUUUGCUCAGCUUCUCACUGGGGAGCUGGGGGUGAAGAAUAUCUUCACCGCUUCAGCAGAGUACAAGGUCAUUGCUGACACAGCAGCCAUUGAUGCAGCGCCUCUUCCAGCAUGUUCAGACAGCAGCUGGGGCCCAGGUGUGGCAGUGGAUCAGCUUGGGCUGGUGGCAACUCCAGCUGAUGGUAUUGUGACCACCACAGAUGGUCGAGUCAAUCUGGAGUUUGCCAAGACAAAACCUGCUUUUGUGCUGUGCAAGCUUCGCAAGAAUGGUGUCAAGGAUGAAGACCUGGACAAGUACAUUACAGAACAUGAUGAGGGAGAUAUAGUGAGGGUAACUGCCGAGCUUCCAUCCAAAGGAGAAUAUGGCAUUGAAGUAUACGGCAACGACCCAGCUAAAGAUGGUGACACAUACACUCACAUUUGCCAGUACUAUGUGCAUUAUGCACCCCCAAAUGAGCAGCAAGCUGCCUUCUACCAGGAGUCACCGGAAAGACGAGGCCUGGCCCCAGGACAGAAUGCAACCAGCAAUAAGCCACGUGGAUACACUGCUGGCACAGCUGGAUUAAACAACGCCUCCCUGAAUCAGGAUGGGUAUGAUGAAGAGUUCCCUCCUCCACCACCUGAACUGCUCCAGCAGCAGUAUCUGUAUGGUACUGUCCCCGACAGCAGACAGCAGGCCAUCCAGAGCAACUAUGCCCAUCCCCAGGGCCACGCUGUCAGCUCUUAUGCUCCAGGUGUUGGUCAAACAACAGCACAGAAACCGCAACAGGCAGAGCUAGUUCAGAUUCCUGUCAGCACUAAGCCGAUUCAGGUUGAGAAGAGAUCAGUAGGUCAGGGCGGCCAGGCGGCUCCAUCUUCCUUCCAGCUGCAUCCAAAAUCAGAGAAAGAAGCUGCUCCUGGUCCAGCUCCAGCUGUAGGAUCUCAGCAAAAGCCCUCGCUAGAAGCCAUUGACAGGAAUGUGCUGCAGUCAGUCGAUGAUCAUGCCAUUCAGGUCUCCAAAUGUGAGCACAUCAACUUCAAGGACUUGGUCUGGGAUUUAAUCUUCUCAAAGAACAUUACCAAUGAACUAGAAAAAACAAGAGUUAUCUUCCGAUGGCUGGCAACUAAAAAUCUGAAAGAAAUGAACUUUGACAAGGUUGAGAAAGGCAGUCCUGAAGAGGUUCUCAUGGGCCUUAAGACCGGAAAAACUACAUAUGCUAUGGUGUUUGAUACAUUGUGCAACCAUGCUGGCUUACACUCACAGAUCAUCAGUGGUUAUGCCAAAGGUGCCGACUACAGGCCUGGACAGAAGUUCACCCCAGGAACCAACCAACAUUCCUGGAAUGCAGUCUACAUCUACGGCACCUGGUGCCUGGUGGAUGCCCACUGGGCUGCCAGACGUAUCAUUGGAAAGCAGGCCACCAAUGAGGACUUCCAUUACCAGUUGGAUGAGUACUUCUUCCUGCCCGAUCCACAUCAACUGAUCUACACACACUUCCCUGAGGACAGUCAGUGGCAGCUCCUGGAGCGCCCAAUAACACUACAGGAGUUUGAAUCCAUGCCUCAUAUGAAGCCACAGUUUUUCAAAUAUGGUCUUGAGUUUGUCACACAUCGUACUGGAGUUAUCCGCAGCCGUGGAGAGCUCACCAUCCGCCUCCGUUACCCCGCAGACAAAAUUGCAGUGGCUUUUAACUUCACCAUUCAGUUUGAGGAUGGCAAUGAAGAGUACAAGGGGGUGAAACUCAACAGGUACGGUCUGCAGGAGAGCUCCGGCAGAAUUGCUUCAUUUACCCUCCACUUGCCUGUCGAAGGUUCCUACAUCUUGUACAUCUAUGCUAAAGAGGAUACCCCCGAGAACAAAGACAGUGUGUAUGCACAAGUCUGCGAGUACAAGAUAGAACAAGAGUAUGUCCCGACCCCUCCCCCAGAACCGUACCCACCUUGCUCAUACCUGAACUGGGGAGCUGGAUCUGCCUUCUUCAGAUAUAACCUCAGUACUUACCAACAGUCAGCCACCUUGCACACACGGGAGGGCAAGGUUGAGUUACAGAUCAAGAUUGCCACCAACAUGCAGUUCAUGGCCAAGCUGAAGAGCAACAAGUUCAGCGAUGCAGAGCUGGAAGGAUAUGUGUUACAUAGAAUCGUAGGCAACACCGCUUAUUUCAACGUUAGCUGUCCAGGCAGAGGGGAAUACGGCUUAGAAAUCUACGCCAACAAUCCUGAGAAGGAGGGCAGCACCUUGUACCAUGUGGCACAGUACUUGAUUCUUUGCCAGGAGGAUGUUAAGGUGGAACCCCUGCCAACACUGCCUCAUGGCUACCUCGGCAAACAGCCAAGGUUUGACGAGUUUGGCCUGUCCUGUGUGUCUCAUGUUGACCCGGUCAUCCACCUGGACGUCAACACUGUCACAAUUGCCAUGAAGGCACUGGUGCCCUUGCGUGUGACUGCAAACUUGAUUUCGGUGGAUACGGAUGAAGAGUUUCCGGAUUUUGUGUUCUCUAACUGUCUGGCCUCCCAGAUCUCCUUCAUCGUCAAUCUCCCAGUCACUGGUUAUUACAAACUGCAAAUUUAUGCCAUGCCGCAGUCUGACCCCAGCCAACAGUUGCCAGGUGUUUUCAACUAUCUCAUCCACUGCCGAGCAGUAACACAGGCUGUGUUUCCAUUCCCUAAACAAUACGCUCAGUGGAAAGAAGGUUGCUUCAUGUACGAGCCUGGAGUCAUACCCACCAACAGGGGACCCCAUGCCAGCCAAGUCCAGCUCAGUCGACUGCCCACCAAGAUCAACUUCCGGGUGAUCAUCCCCAAGGCUGAGGCUGUAGCUGUGGUGGCUGACCAGCAGUGGACACACCUAGAGAGACUGCAGGGCGAUGAAUGGGCCAAAGUCGUUGAUGUCACAGGCUUGUAUGGAAAAGGCGUCAAGGUCACCCUGAACGCAAACUUUGGUGGUGACAAGGCCAGCUACUCGACUCUGCUUGAAUACCUUCUCUAA
Molecule: messenger RNA, 3936 nt
Organism: Candidula unifasciata
Lineage: Eukaryota; Metazoa; Mollusca; Gastropoda; Stylommatophora; Geomitridae
Source: the annotation of a GenBank genome assembly